AUGUUGAUCACAUUUGCUCGUGCUACAACAUAUCAAUCCCGUCGCCUUUUCCCAAUUUCCCCCAGACUUGCUCAUAUCUCCAGACUUUCCCAAUUGUCCAUCAUUCCAGCCAUGAAUUUGAUGACUAUUUCCCAGCUGUUGGAUGAGGCCUACACCAAGCACAAAAUCGUGCCCGAAGUGGUUGACAAGUUCGACACUCAUGGCUUGUUGACAAUUGAGUACAGCCCCAGCGCACUUGUGACCAUGGGCAACACCUUGAAGGUUUCCGAAACCCAGGAGAGACCCAAGAUCCAAUUCACCUUGAACUCGUCGAGCCAGGAGCCCGAGUUGCUGAUCGAAUCAGAGGACCGUUUUACGUUGAUUUUGACGGACCCAGAUGCACCAUCCAAUUGGGAUCACAAGUGGUCAGAAUAUUGCCAUUGGAUCGUCACCGAUCUCCACUUGAAUCCCAACAAUCUGGAGUCGCUGGACUCUUUGUCGACGAUUUUGGACUUGUCUAAGGGCAAUGAACUUGUGGAGUACGAGGGUGCCGGCCCUCCGGAGUACACCAAGAAGCACAGAUAUGUGUUUUUGUUGUAUAAGCAGGAUCCUAAGGCCAAUUUGGUGGCUCCACCAGAUAGACCUACGUGGGGCACUGGAACUCCGGGCUCAGGAGUCCGUGAUUGGAUUAAAAAGCAUGGAGGCGACUCCAAGUUGUUGGGAGUGAACUUUUUCUAUUCGCAGAACGAGGUUCAAGAGUAA
Molecule: messenger RNA, 741 nt
Organism: Sungouiella intermedia
Lineage: Eukaryota; Fungi; Ascomycota; Pichiomycetes; Serinales; Metschnikowiaceae
Source: the annotation of a GenBank genome assembly